This is a messenger RNA of Homarus americanus (American lobster), 1416 nucleotides long. RefSeq lists its product as uncharacterized. The record is from RefSeq and is a predicted model, not a curated record. Bases 1 to 1416 code for a protein of 471 amino acids. The transcript has 5 exons. NCBI's taxonomy places the organism in Eukaryota, Metazoa, Arthropoda, Malacostraca, Decapoda, Nephropidae.
AUGGAUGAGUUAAGUAAGGACGUAGGAGUGGUUGCUCUGGACGGAGACAUCACUACCGCCGGGGGCAUGGUCGUCGGAGGAGGCGCCCCUGGCAUGCCGGUGGGAGGCGUUGGGUCACCCUCUUCAGCAGGUGGUGGUGGAGCAGCCGCUGACGGGAGCUACCUGGAAGGACUCAUAAGGGAGAAGGAAGCUCUGAGUCAAGGCUCCGGCAUGGAUCUUACCAAGCGUCUCCUGACUCAAGGUGACAUAACCGUGGGUGAACAAUCUGGAGGUGACAAAACCGUGGGUGAACCAUCUGGAGGUGACACAACCGUGGGUGAACCAUCUGGAGGUGACACAACCGUGGGUGAACCAUCUGGAGGUGACACAACCGUGGGUGAACCAUCUGGAGGUGACACAACCGUGAGUGAACCAUCUGGAGGUGACACAACCGUGGGUGAACCAUCUGGAGGUGACACAACCGUGGGUGAACCAUCUGGAGGUGACACAACCGUGGGUGAACCAUCUGGAGGUGACACAACCGUGGGUGAACCAUCUGGAGGAUGUGCUGGAGUUGUUGUCGCUAGAGAAGAGGUCGCUGGGAAGGAGCUCAUUAAAGAAGAGGUCGCUGGGAAGGAGCUCAUUAAAGAAGAGGUCGCUGGGAAGGCGCUCAUUAAAGAAGAGGUCGCUGGGAAGGAGCUCAUUAAAGAAGAGGUCGCUGGGAAGGCGCUCAUAAAGAAGAGAAGAGGAGCUCUUUGCUGGAAGGAGCUCAAAGAGGUUAAAAGAAGAGGUCGCUCUGGGAAGGCUCAGCUCAAGCCGGGAAGGAGGGAAUUAAAGAAGAGGUCGCUGGGAAGGAGCUCUAAAGUGGUCGUGGGGAAGGGCUCUAAAGAAAGAGGUCGCUGGAAGGAGCUCAUUAAAGAAGAGGUCGCUGGGAAGGAGCUCAUUAAAGAAGAGGUCGCUGGGAAGGAGCUCAUUAAAGAAGAGGUCGCUGGGAAGGAGCUCAUUAAAGAAGAGGUCGCUGGGAAGGAGCUCAUUAAAGAAGAGGUCGCUGGGAAGGAGCUCAUUCAAAGGGAAGAGGUCGCUGGGAAGGAGCUCAUUAAAGAAGAGGUCGCUGGGAAGGAGCUCAUUAGCAAGAAAGGUCGCUGGAAGGAGCCCAUUAAAGAAGAGUCGCUGGGGAAGGAGCUCAUUAAAGAAGAGGUCGCUGGGAAGGAGCUCAUUAAAGAAGAGGUCGCUGGGAAGGAGCUCAUUAAAGAAGAGGUCGCUGGGAAGGAGCUCAUUAAAGAAGUGGUCGCUGGGAAGGAGCUCAUUAAAGAAGAGGUCGCUGGGAAGGAGCUCAUUAAAGAAGUGGUCGCUGGGAAGGAGCUCAUUAAAGAGGUCGCUGAAAAUAUUUUUCCUAUAAAGAAAAGGUCGCUUGAAAAGGAUAUACUAGAACAGUAG